ACAGCCUCCGAUUUUUUUCUGUUCGGGCCCUCGCUUUUUUUUUAAAGGGGUCAUCAGAAAAAAAAGAAUAAGUGAUCUCCAAAGCUUCACUGCAUUUCGACCGAACGAUCCGCCAUGCCUCGUGUGUUUGAUUUGUGCGCUCGUAUUCAAAAUGGUUUCCGAGCACGAUUAGCGACGAUUGCCAUUCCCGAGACCAAAAUGAAUCUCGCUAUUGCCAACAUUCUCUACAAGGAAGGUUUCUUAUCAUCGGUAACCAGGGGCAAUCAUUUGGGACCGGACGACAGCUACACACCUACCACAUCCGAAAACGUCGCUACUCGUCGUCUCUGGUUGAAUCUCAAAUACAAAGAUAACCAUCCUGCAUUGAACUCAUUGGCCGUUGUCAGCAAACCUUCCAAGAAGGUGACCUUCACUGUGAGUGAAAUGAAGAAUAUUGCCAGCGGACGUCGCUCCAAAUUCAUCAAGCCAUUGCAACCCGGCGAAAUUGCUAUUGUUAAUACCAAUCGUGGUGUCUUGGAAUUGCAAGAAGCACUUCAGAAGAAUGUCGGUGGUGAAGUGUUGUGCCGCGCAUCUUAGACCUAAAAACAAGGGUCAACUUUUUAUAGAAACAUAAAGAAAAAACCAAGAACAAUGAGGGGUGCCAUGCCAUAGGUCUUAUGCUCGUAGAAAAACUCUCUUUCCCCAUCGAAUUCUCUUCCCUCAUUCCUGUGUGUUUUGCCUCUCAAAAAGGCCAAACAUAUUUCCAAUUUGUAAUCUACAUAUCAUUGAUAAAUGCUUCCAUUUUCUCAUCACUUUUGGCUAGUUUUUGAUUGAUGAUUGGUUUUUCUCGCGUGCUUGUAUAAAUUAGUCGGGACAUCUGUAGAAUCACUGUGUAUCCAAGUGGGAUAUGUGACUUACCAGUGCGAUAGAUUCAAAACUUACCAUUGGAAAUAACCCGUUACUGUUUUGUCUGCUCAUUGCACUUCACGGAAUAUCUGCAUGGACGAGAAGAAUAUAUAAACCCCUCUAUUCAAAUU
Radiomyces spectabilis is the source of this 1016-nucleotide messenger RNA. Its product is annotated as 30S ribosomal protein S8. The coding region runs from base 115 to 576 and encodes 153 amino acids. Gene Ontology annotation, biological process: translation. Gene Ontology annotation, cellular component: mitochondrion; ribosome. The record is from RefSeq and is a predicted model, not a curated record. Lineage: Eukaryota; Fungi; Mucoromycota; Mucoromycetes; Mucorales; Radiomycetaceae. The transcript has a single exon. Gene Ontology annotation, molecular function: structural constituent of ribosome.